AUGGCCAACCAAUCCACCCUUCGUCAGGCUCCCGCCGAAAGACUCUCGAUCUGGUUCGACCACUUCUCCGAGCGACUCGCCGCACGCGCCGCCAUUCUUCGCAGCGGUGGCCCGCUCAGCCAGCGGACAUCGCGACUCAUCGCUACCCUUGCCCUAUGUCUAGCCAUCAUCGGCGGAUAUGGCGGAUAUCGCCUCYACCAACACCGCCAGGCGGAGCAACUUGUCGGCCGCCAGUUGAUACGGAGGAACAGCGGCGUCAAGAACAAAGAUGGAGUAAGAACCAUCUACGUACCAUACAAGGAUCAGACCUCCAAGGUUGUGAUCCAUCCCAUCAAACCCACCACAUUUGACGCUCAUAGACGGUUCUUCUUGAACCCGACACGGCAGCGUAGCUCUGGGAAAGAGUACUCUUUGGGUGUGCCGGGACCCAAUGUAAAGGCCGGGCUCAAUGUUGCCUUUUUGCACCAAUUCAUCUCAAUCAUGCAGAUUGCCGUGCCGCGGCUUGGAUCGAAGGAGUCGGGCUUGUUGACUUUCCACGCCUUCUUCUUACUUUUGCGAACGUAUCUCUCACUUGUACUUGCGAGAAUGGACGGAGAGAUCGUUCGAGAUCUGGUCGCUGGAUCUGGUCGUAAGUUCCUGCUCGGACUACUCAAGUGGCUUUCGCUGGGUGUCGUGGGCUCCUACACAAACUCCAUGAUCAAGUUUCUGCAAGCGAAGAUCAGCAUUGCCUUCCGCACUAGACUGACGAGGUACAUUCACGAUCUGUAUUUGAGUCCGACGAUGGCAUAUUACAAGAUGCACAAUCUCGAUGGCGGGGUGCAGCACGGAGCCGACCAAUUCAUAUGCCACGAUCUGACACUCUUCUGCGACAACGCUGCCAACCUUUAUUCAAGCCUGGGAAAGCCCUUGGUUGAUCUUUUCACGUAUAACUAUCAGCUAUACCGCUCGCUCGGGCCAGUGGCGCUUACUGCGCUGCUCAGCAAUUACGCUGCCACGGCUGUUUUGCUGAAAAAGCUGAGUCCCCCGUUCGCAAAGCUAAAAGCGGCCGAAGGUCGGAAAGAAGGCGACUUUAGAUCACUCCAUGCCAGACUAAUUGCCAACGCCGAAGAGAUUGCUUUCUAUGCGGGUGGUCCGAUGGAGCAUGUACUACUUGACAAUGGCUUCAAAGAGCUGAAGAAAUGGAUGGAGGGCAUUUAUCGCGUCAAGGUCGGCUACAACAUGCUCGAAGACUUUGUCCUGAAGUACACCUGGUCUGCUCUGGGAUAUCUAAUCACAAGCCUGCCCGUAUUCUUGCCCACUCUUGGCCUUGCACCGGAUCCGAUAUCCUCCACAAAGUCAGGCGCGGAUGUACUGAGUGGUGCCUCUGAUGACACUGGUGACCGAACGAAGCAGUUUAUAACCAACAAACGGUUGAUGCUCAACCUUGCGGAUGCCGGCAGCAGAAUGAUGUAUUCCAUCAAAGACUUGUCGGAGCUUGCCGGACAGACCAGCAGAGUCUUUAUGCUCAUCAGCACCCUGCACCGCGUACACGCUCAGGCGUACCCGAGUGGCAGACACAACGAGCUUUUCAGUCUUGGUGAUGUGAAUGGUACACUACACAAGGGUUUCGACGGUGUGCGGCUCGAGAACGUUCCUGUUGUUGCUCCCGCACCAUUCCCACUCGGAGGCGAGGAGCUCAUAGACAAUCUCUCCUUCAUCGUUGGCCCCGGAGAGCACCUUCUGAUCACGGGCCCCAAUGGCGCUGGUAAGUCGGCGGUGGCUCGUAUUGUGGCCGGGCUCUGGCCCACGUACAGAGGUUUGACAUCUCGACCACGGAACACCGGCCAAGAUGGCAUCAUGUUCCUACCACAGAAGGUAUAUCUCAGUCCCGGGACUCUCCGUGAUCAAGUCAUCUACCCACAUACCGAAAUGGACAUGCGGGAAUCUGGUCGACGCGAAAGUGAGCUGCAAGCUAUCCUGGAGGAUUGUAGGCUCGGCUAUAUCCCCGAACGUGAAGGCGGCUGGGACACUCGUAAGAUGUGGCAAGACGUUCUCAGUGGCGGUGAAAAGCAGCGAAUGGCAAUUGCUAGACUGUUGUAUCAUGAGCCGGGCUAUGCGUUCAUUGAUGAGGGCACUUCGGCUGUGAGCUCUGAUGUUGAAGGCAUCUUGUAUGAGACUGCAAAGGCGAGAGGUAUCACUUUGAUCACUAUCUCGACACGCGCAUCGCUGAAACGAUACCACUCUUACACGCUUACGCUCGGUUUGGGUGAGGAGGCGAAUGAAUACGAGUUUGUUCGCAUUGGAACUGCAAGUGAGAAAGACAGCGUUGAGAAGGAAAUUCAGGAGCUCCGCGAGAAGCUCGCCAUGGUGGACGAGUGGAAGCGAAGGCGAGAUGAGAUCAACAACGAUCUUGGCAAGGUUUGGGUCGCAGGCGAAGAACAGCCUCUCGAGGCGCCUGAAUAUCACCAUCAAGACUCCCAAAGCCGGAAUGUAGUGUCAGGAUAA
Messenger RNA from Ramularia collo-cygni, 2484 nucleotides. RefSeq names its product probable peroxisomal long-chain acyl-CoA transporter, ABC superfamily. Gene Ontology annotation, biological process: fatty acid beta-oxidation; long-chain fatty acid import into peroxisome; very long-chain fatty acid catabolic process. Gene Ontology annotation, cellular component: peroxisomal membrane. The coding region runs from base 1 to 2484 and encodes 827 amino acids. NCBI's taxonomy places the organism in Eukaryota, Fungi, Ascomycota, Dothideomycetes, Mycosphaerellales, Mycosphaerellaceae. The record is from RefSeq and is a predicted model, not a curated record. The transcript has 3 exons. Gene Ontology annotation, molecular function: ATP hydrolysis activity; ABC-type transporter activity; ATP binding.